GACGCACUGUCCGUGGCCACAGCAUGGCGGCUCCACUGCUCCUGGUCCUGCUCAGCACCUCGCUGGCCUGCCUCGUGCCACUGGGGGAUGGUGUGUUCCUGCGCCCGGAGCACGCCAGCAGCGUCCUGCAGAGGGUCCGCAGGGCAAACUCGUUUUGGGAAGAGGUGAAGCAAGGGAACCUGGAGAGAGAGUGUGUGGAGGAGACGUGCGUGUGGGAGGAGGCCCACGAAAUCUUCGAGGACGACGCCAAGACGACUGAAUUCUGGAAUAAAUACAAAGACGGAGACCAGUGCGAAAACAGCCCUUGCCAGAACCAGGGCAAGUGCACAGAUGGCAUCGGGGGGUACACGUGCACCUGCCUGGAAGGGUACGAGGGCAAGAACUGUGAAUUGUCCACGCGGAAAGCCUGCAGCCUGGACAACGGUGAGUGUGACCAGUUCUGCAGCGAGGAGCAGGGCUCCGUGGUGUGCGGCUGCGCCAGCGGGUACGUCCUGGGGGAUGACGGCAGGUCCUGCAUCUCCACAGGGCCUUUCCCCUGCGGGAAACACACUCCGAAGCGCAGGAAAAGGUUAGCCGAGAUGGGCCCCAGCGGUGAGGGUCCCGCGGACGCGGACGUGCAGGAGCAGGACGACCUGCCUCCCACCGAGAGCACUCUGGAACUGCUGGCCUCCAACAGGACGGAGGCCAGCCCUGCAGAGGACGCAGGAGACCUGGUCCGGAUCGUGGGCGGGCGAAACUGCGAAGACGGCGAGUGUCCCUGGCAGGCCCUGCUCAUCAACGAGGAGAAUGAGGGGUUCUGCGGAGGCACCAUCCUGAGCGAGUACUACGUCCUCACCGCGGCGCACUGUCUGCACCAGGCCAAGAGAUUCAAGGUGAGGGUAGGUGAACGGGACAUGGACAAGGAGGAGGGCGACGAGGUGGCGCACGAGGUGCACAUGAUCAUCAAGCACAACAAGUUCGUCAGGGAGACCUACGACUUCGACAUCGCCGUCAUCAGGCUGAAGACGCCCAUCACCUUCCGCGCCAACGUGGCCCCCGCCUGCCUGCCCCAGAAGGACUGGGCCGAGUCCACGCUCAUGGCGCAGAAGACGGGCAUCGUGAGCGGCUUCGGGAGGACCCACGAGAACGGCCGUCCGUCCACCACCCUCAAGAUACUGGAGGUGCCCUACGUGGACAGGAACACGUGCAAGCUGUCCAGCAGCUUCACCGUCACCCAGAACAUGUUCUGCGCCGGCUACGACACCAGUCCCGAGGACGCCUGUCAGGGGGACAGCGGGGGCCCCCACGUCACCCGGUUCAGGGACACCUACUUCGUCACCGGCAUCGUCAGCUGGGGAGAAGGGUGUGCACGGAAAGGGAAGUACGGAGUCUACACCAAGGUCGCCAACUUCCUCAAGUGGAUCGACAGGUCCAUGAAGGCCAGGGUCGAGGCCCAAGGCUGAGCGGGGGGCCCUGCGCCCCACCCCCAUUAAAGUCAUGCCAGCUGC
Suricata suricatta (meerkat) is the source of this 1487-nucleotide messenger RNA. RefSeq names its product coagulation factor X (gene F10). Gene Ontology annotation, cellular component: extracellular region. Lineage: Eukaryota; Metazoa; Chordata; Mammalia; Carnivora; Herpestidae. The record is from RefSeq and is a predicted model, not a curated record. Gene Ontology annotation, biological process: proteolysis; blood coagulation. Bases 24 to 1442 code for a protein of 472 amino acids. The transcript has 8 exons. Gene Ontology annotation, molecular function: calcium ion binding; serine-type endopeptidase activity.